Molecule: messenger RNA, 4099 nt
Organism: Nematostella vectensis (starlet sea anemone)
Lineage: Eukaryota; Metazoa; Cnidaria; Anthozoa; Actiniaria; Edwardsiidae
Product: CUB and sushi domain-containing protein 3
Exons: 18
Coding region: 184-3408 (1074 amino acids)
Source: RefSeq, a predicted model, not a curated record
CACUUCCUGACUAACCAGAGUAACAAAACACAGGAAGAAGAUACUUAUUGAACCGUCAUUUCAGCCACAAGAGACAUUACAAACGAACAAGGCAGUUUACAGACAAUAUACGAGAAACUUGGAAAGUGUAGCACUGCGAGAACGCCGGUGCUUUCAAAUUUAGGAUUUGGAAGAGUCGUAAAAAUGAAGCGUUUAUUUUGGGUCUUGGCUGUAGUUUGGAUGUCUAGUGGAUAUAAUGCCGAAGCAUGUCGUAAGCCUCUCGGGAUAAAAUUCGGCAGGCGUGCCCUCGUACCAGAUGCCAACAUGACAGCGUCCUCCCACCGGGACAGCAUGCGCGCGCCUCAUCAUGGCAGGCUGCAUGGUCCCAAGGCCUGGUGCAGCAAAACGGGCAGCAUCGCGGGCUCAUGGAUAAUGGUAUCGUUUGGUGAAAGGAAGCGUGUUACCGGGAUAAUAACACAAGGAAGCAAAAAGGACUUUAUCUGGGUCACUAGAUACAGAGUUGAAUAUCGUGUGAAGGGCGGACCGUGGAUCAAGUACCCAAAGGAGCUUGUCGGGAAUUCAAUCAUCAAUUACCCAGCAGGCAACACGAACAUGUUUGAGCCAGCACUGAUAGCGCAUGACUUUCGCGUACAUCCGCUGGACGUGGCCGGCGUGAUAUCAGGGAGUGAGAAGGUCGACUUCGCAUGUCUAAGAUUAGAGCUGCUUGGAUGCAAGGAUAAUGAUCCUUGCUCCAAGCCAAAUGACCUUACAAACGGUUGGCAUAGUAACAAUAGUUAUCGACAUGGCGAUCACGUGACGUAUUCUUGUAACCAAGGCUACAGACUCGUGGGGACUCGAAAUAUCACGUGCUAUAACGGAGAGUGGAAAGGAAGAUAUCCUCUAUGCAUAGCGAAGUGCCCAAACCUUGGGACUAUUCCAAACGGAAACUACACAACCGGCGUGACAACAGGUGGCGAGGUUGCUAAGUUUACCUGCACUUCCGGUCAUGAUCUGAUUGGAGCAAUGCAGAUCACGUGCGUCAUGGGAAAAUGGGGAGGUGUCCGACCACGUUGCCUAGCGCGGUGCCCACACCCCGGCGUUCCCAGUCACGGUCUUAUAGAGAGACUCCGGGUACGUCAUGGAGAAACCACGCUCUUUCGCUGUGACCUAGGCUAUUCGCUGAUUGGUUCAGACAUGAUCACGUGCUCAGACGGAAAAUGGAUCCCGGAUCCUCCCCAGUGCAAAGGUGGUUGCUCGGAUCCUGGUACACCAGAGAAUGGUCAGCGAAUCGGAAACGACUUCAGUAAUGGCGGCUCACUUGCCUUCACGUGCGAUCGUAACUUCUCAUUGGACGGUCCUUCACUGAUCAAGUGCAAGGCUGGACUUUGGUCAUCACAACCACCACAAUGCCGAGCUUCAUGUUCCGACCCCGGUAUCCCGGAUCAAGGCAUGCGCAGUGGCGACGACUUGAGGCAUGGCGGUCACGUGUAUUAUUUUUGUCAAGACGGGUUCACUAUGAAGGGCCGAGAUAGUGCGCAGUGUGUGGACGGCAAUUGGACCACACCCAAGCCUGAAUGCUUAGACCAAACAACUUGUCCAGAUCCGGGGUUUCCGCAGCACGGCUCUAGAAUCGGUUACAGCAGCUUCAAGAACAUGGGAGUGGUUCAGUUCAUGUGCACUCGUGAAGGAUAUGACCUGCAGGGGCCUGGGGCGAUCCGCUGCAUCAACGGCACGUGGAACGCGGCCACGCCCACGUGUAAAGCUCGUUGCGCUCCAAUCAAGCCGAGCUCAAACGUCAUAGUCCUUCGUCCAAUCAGCAACCGGCAUGGCAGCGAGGCAGUAUUUGGGUGCAAGGCUGGCUUCCGAUUGGUUGGAUCCUCCGUGCUUGCUUGUAAUGACGGGACAUGGAACGACUCGGUCCCAGUCUGUAUCAGGGACGACGACGACGGUAAUGGUAGUGGCAGUGCUAGUGGCAGCGGUAAUGGAGAUGACUGCAGUGACCCUGGUACACUAACCAAUGGCGGUCGUCAUGGCAACAAUUUCUCUGAUGGUCAGCGGGUUUCUUUUUUCUGUAACAAUGGCUACACCUUAUUUGGAGUGGGGAGCGUCUCGUGUGACGAUGGGGAGUGGUCUGGGGACGUACCUACAUGUCGAGCGGACUGCCAGGAUCCCGGGGUACCUGUCAAUGGUGGUCGCCAUGGGAACAAUUUCUCCGAGGGACAGCGAGUAGGGUUCUUCUGCUCGUCAGGUCACGUGAUUGAUGGUCCAAGUGAGAUCAUGUGCGUGAAUGGGAGAUGGUCUGAUAAGAAGCCUACGUGUCGAGCUGGCUGUGCACAGCCAUCGACUCCUCCCAACUCUGUGUUGUACAUCGGGAGUCGGAAGUCGUACUACUCUGAUCAAGAAAGAGUCUUCUAUUUGUGUAAACCGGGUUUCUUCCUUGUGGGAAUGCGGGAAAGACAGUGCAUGGGGAACAACUGGACAAGUGUGGCCUUCAAGUGCAUAUCGACUGGUUGUGGUGAUCCGGGAACUCCCCUAAAUGGCCAAAAAAUUGGUCUGACCUACCGUGUCAGGGAUAGGGUCUACUACACGUGUUUGCCAGGGUUCAGAAUGAUCGGGCCUUCAAAGCGAGUCUGCAUGUCCAACGGGACUUGGGCCGGCUAUUUGCCGCACUGUGUCGCUAGCCAGUGCCCGGAUCUCCCUAUACCGCAAUACGGAGUAAAACAAGUUACUACGACAGCGUACAAGGGAGAGACUUCUUUCACGUGCACAUCACGUGGGUACGAGCUGGUGGGCUCGAAGGUCAGAGUGUGUCUAUUUGACGGCACGUGGUCGGGGAAACAGCCCUCCUGUGAGAGAGUGAUAUGCAGAGAUCCAGGAACUCCAAAGCACGGGUCACGUGCUCCAACAUUCGGGAUCCUCUCGUUCAGGGACAGCGUGGACUUCUCGUGUUCACAGGGUUAUACGUUGACCGGUAGAAGUAGGAUCUUUUGCUUGGAAGAUGGCACGUGGUCUGACAAGAUGCCCGUAUGUGUAGGAACCCCCAAAUGCCCUGUAAACUGGCAAGAGUACAACGGCCGCUGCUAUUGGUUCAAACACGAGACAAAGCGUAACCAAAUAUGGAAACGGCUGCAGAGACGUUGUCGCAAGCUAAACGCGCGUCUGCUGUCAAUAAAUGACAGCGGUGAAUGGGACUUUAUUCGCAAGCACCUCAAGUCGUCUGUAUCGCGCUAUGCGAUUGGCUUACAAAAGACAAAGGGAUCAUGGAGGUGGACUGGGGGCGGAAAGCUGAGGUAUGCGCAGUGGAGCCAGAGAGAUGAUGCAGGCGGCGAAUGCGUGACCGUGCGAGGGAGGGAUGGGUUGUUUGAGGUGGUGUCGUGCCGUAAAGGCCUUGGGGCUUAUAUUUGUGAGAAAGCAAAGAGAGCCACCUAGAUAGUUAAUUUGGGAAGCCCAAAUGGAUCAUGGAGCUUUUUGUAAGGUUUAAAGGUUGUAUUCGGGAAAACUAUCGGAGUAGCCCGCAAUUGCUCAUAAAUAACUCAUAAAUAGCUGAAUUCUGGUCUUUGAAAACCACGUGAAUGUUUGCAGCACUUUACAAGACUGCUGCCACUUUAAUCACCUGGUUUGUUUAUAUUUACGCUUACAUGCUCAAUUAUUUGAUACCAAUGAAGCGAUUCUGUUACGACACAUAGAUUAUCGAGUGCAACAUUUUUUAAAAUAAGUGUUCACAUUUGGUUUUUAAUAAUCAACAUGUAAUACGGAAUGAAGACCUCAUUAAGGGCGCUGGGAGCGGGGGUAAUAGAGGCUCCUGGACCCCUUUUCUUGCAAACCUAAGCGAUAAGAAAAAAAGCAAACUGGAAACACGUUUUUUAAUAACACAUACUGUAUAUAGCAGAAUAUGGAACAAGUUUUAGAACCCUCAAGUAAGGACAAGGGAAGUAGGGACGGAGAUAACUCUGCAGGGAAAAAGGGGGAAAACAUCCUUUUUAGAAAGACGUGAUUGUGAUUCUAACUUCGACUGAUUUUUUUUUUUUUUUUUACAGUCGUGCCAUUUGUAAAAAUAUGUUUAUUCAACUCGCUAAUCCUUUAGAUUUGAAAAAGUUUCAAGUAAAAUAUUUUCUGUUUU